CCCAAUAGAAAAACAGAAAAAAUGUUUGAUAUUAAGGCUUGGGCUGAAUACAUCGUGGAGUGGGCUGCAAAGGACCCAUAUGGCUUUCUCACAACUGUGAUCUUGGCCCUUACACCAUUGUUUGUAAUUAGUGCAGCGCUUUCAUGGAAGCUUGCAAAAAUGAUUGAGGCCAGGGAGCGAGAGCAAAAGAAGAAACAGAAACGCCAAGAGAAUAUUGCAAAAGCCAAACGAUCAAAGAAGGAUUAAAUGGGGGGGGUCUUCCUUGUGCAGAGAAUCCAGUUUUCAAAUGAAACACUUGUAGGUUUUGUGUUGUAACUGUCCUUUGAUACUUGAUCCUGUUAUUUCUUGAAGUAUGAAAUUUAAUCCCUUCAGAGUAAUUUUUCUGCUGAGAUUACUUGUGUUAAAGUUUGCCCGAGUGACACGUAUUACAGUCACUUAAUCUACUACUUGUAUUCUAGUGCAAGUUGCUUUUCUAAAUUUGCAUGUUAAAUUAAAAGAUUAAUC
Charadrius vociferus (killdeer) is the source of this 504-nucleotide messenger RNA. RefSeq names its product small integral membrane protein 15 (gene SMIM15). The record is from RefSeq and is a predicted model, not a curated record. The transcript has a single exon. NCBI's taxonomy places the organism in Eukaryota, Metazoa, Chordata, Aves, Charadriiformes, Charadriidae. Bases 22 to 246 code for a protein of 74 amino acids.